Messenger RNA from Didymodactylos carnosus, 813 nucleotides. The record is from the annotation of a GenBank genome assembly. Lineage: Eukaryota; Metazoa; Rotifera; Eurotatoria; Philodinida; Philodinidae.
AUGAAUAUAAACGAAUUAAAACAAUUAUUAUCCUCUAGAACACGUCUUGUUGCAUUACCGCAUGUGAGUAAUUUAUUAGGCGAUAUAUUAGACGUUCAACAAAUGGCUACGCUUGUUCACGAAAACAAUCCUCAAACUCGUCUAAUUAUUGAUGGUGUUGCUUAUGCUCCUCAUAGAUUGAUUGAUGUUAAAGCAUGGAAUGUUGAUUUUUAUGGAUUUAGUUUUUAUAAAGUGUAUGGUCCACAUAUUUCUGUUUUGUAUGGAACAAAAGAGGCGUGGCUCGAACUGACUAAGGCUAAAGCCGGUUCAAAUCAUUUUUUUAUUCCACAAGAGGACAUAACUUAUCAAUACGAAGUCGGAUGCAUGAAUCAUGAAGCGUGCGCAGGGAUAUUAGCAUUGAAAAAGUAUUUCAAUAAGGUUUUUGACCAAGAAAAUACUAAUGAAGAGAUGACACGUGACAAGAUUGAGAGAGUGUUUGAUGUAUUUAGUAAGUUAGAACAAUCACUAACAGAGUGUUUAGUCAAGUAUUUAUUGACUAAACCAAGUGUUACAUUACUUGGUUCAAAAAGUUAUGAUUCUUUGAUACGUGUUCCAACCAUUAGUUUUAUCUCAACAAAAAUGCUGUCAGCGGAUAUUGCUCGAGUCUUACAUACGAAUAAAAUUGCCUGUCGAAACGGACACAUGUAUGCUUACCGUCUGGUUCAAGCACUCGGUUUAGAUAUGAAUGAUGGUGUUUUACGUUUAUCUGGUUUACAUUAUAAUACUCGAGAAGAAAUUGACAAAGUGAUUCAAAUAUUGGAUAGUUUACUUUAA